Exserohilum turcica Et28A is the source of this 2606-nucleotide messenger RNA. RefSeq lists its product as uncharacterized. The record is from RefSeq and is a predicted model, not a curated record. NCBI's taxonomy places the organism in Eukaryota, Fungi, Ascomycota, Dothideomycetes, Pleosporales, Pleosporaceae. The transcript is spliced from 3 exons. Bases 1 to 2379 code for a protein of 792 amino acids.
AUGAACUCUGAAUACGCCCGCUGGGAUGCUAGCCAACGCCAGUACGAUAGCCAAUGGGGCGCGCGCCGCCCCGAACCGUCGUCGCUGCCGUGUGCCCUGCCGUAUGCCUUUCCCGAGCCCUUCCCGCAGCUCAACGACGACUUCCAGCAGCUGCAGAUUGUCAAGAGCUCCCGCACCCGCACCACGCCCGUCGUCACCCGCACGCGCAUCUCCAGACAUGGCUCCGAGCCAAACCCCAUCCGCCCCUCGUCCAGCGGCGGCGAAGUCCACAUGGUCCCCUACCAGAAGUGCUCCUCGUCCCGCCGCGCCGGCUCGUACUCGCACCCCACACCCCUCGAAGACUUUCGCAGGUCGAGACGAUGGCCGCCCAAGGGAUACCGACUAGAAGACGCAUUGGAGCCCGCAGAGGCCGAGGACCUCAUCUGUGCAGGCGCCUCUACCUUCAAGGGCUACCGGGACGCAAUACCAAAUGCCCCUGAAGGAUACAAUCGCUUCUACGCCGUCAUGGAGGCUGAGCACCAGAGCCGCACCGACCGUGCAUCGUUUCAGCAGCAGGCCUACAGGGACAUCUCGUUGAACAUGACGGGCACGCAGGACAACCAGUUCCCCUGGCUAUCGCACGAGUACCCCUGCAUGGCAUAUGCCUUUGGCAAGAGUGCAGGAACCACGACGCUCAACUACUGGGUCAGCAAGUCUGGAACAAGCCAUGCGCCCGUCAAGUUUGCUGGCGACGCGCAGCCGCGAAAGAUCAAGCUCCUACAGAUCCUGGACAGGCUACAGAGGCUAGAGAACGGACUCAAUGAAGAUGAUCCCGAGGAGAUGUAUCGCUACUUGUACCACACGCUCAUCGAAGAUCCGGAACGGCACGACGAGGACCGCCGCCACAUCCGGAUUGACCAGCAGAUUACUGACCUCAUUACCGUGUUGAGCAAUCCGCAGUGGAUAGACUUUUCGCACCCGAGAAAUCAGGUGGUAGCAAAGUUCUUUGAUGCGCCUGAUCAGCGCAAGAAGCAAGAUUUCUUUCAUCAGCUCUUGCUCUCUGUCGAGUUGUACCUGCGCAUCCAUUCCAAGCACCAUUCGGAAAAGUCCAAGCGCAAGCUGAUUAUGCAGCUUCCUCCGGUCAUCACGUGGGAUCUGGCUGUCGCGCAGCGGUGGCUGGAGAAUAUGGAAAUUACAAAGACGCGAACAUCGUCUACCCAGAGCACUUUUAGCUUCGAUUUGAGGAGCAAAACCAGGCAAAUUGAAGCUCUAAGGAUCUUUGCCGCAACGCUCAAGUGGCCGAACAUGGACGAGAUUGAGUACAUCUUGGAAGAGCGGGAUGCCAAUGAAAAGGCAGUCGAAGACAGGUCGGCAGAUGCCAUGUCAUGGUUCUCGGGCAUCAUCUUGCCUGGCCGGACACUGCCGUGGCUCAUCAUGAACAGUCUGAUCGAUUGCGACCAGGAUACUGGCGACGCACUCAAGUACCUCACGCACAUGCACCAGGCAUCGGGCUUUCAGUACCGAGCCAACACGUAUUGGUCGUCUCAAUGUAUCGUUGGCAAAGUGUUGGGGGCUGCGCGUGGCGUGAAACAAAUUGCAGGCUGGAUCGGGCCAUGCAUCUACACCCCUGACCUCAAACGGACAGAGUGUGUGAAGAUUAGGCAGCUUGAGUCUCCGGAUCCUGUGCUCGUGCCAGUCGACGUCGAGAGUAUGGAUGAUCGCACGAACCCUCUGGGAACAAUCGAGGAUAGCUACCCAAUAGAUGACUACGAAGUACCCAUGCCAGACACGGAAGAUGUCACGGAUCUGAUACGGAUGGAGAAGCUUCGCUUUGUGCCCAUCAAGGAACGAUCAGAAGGCACCCGACAUGGUUCAGGCCCGCCAAUGGUCUUUGAUGCAGCAAUCUCAUUUGCAUGUGGCGGCGAGAGCUGGCCCAUGAAGCUGCGAUACGAUGUCAGUUUCAUCAACGCAUUCCCGUGCCACCAAGGGCCUCAUGUACUGUUCUACGACUUUUCGUACAAAGCGAUCAAGAUCGACGAAGGCCUCGUAGACAUCCAAGACUGGGGUUUUCAAUCUGGACGUAUCCCUCGACCUACUUCUUCCAAGUCUUCACCCGGAAAGAAGGCCCUGGCGCUUAUGAAUGAACAGAAGAAGAGCGCACAUGAGCAAGUUACCAAUGUGCUGGCGAUUGAAGCGCUUGGUGUCAGCGACAACGAGGUGUUUGCGAGAGCUUGGUGCGCACACCACGGACACAGCGCGAUCGUGGCAAAUAUCAAAGAGACCUGUAUGGCAUGUGCAAUUAGGGAGGCGUACGCAGCAUGUGUUUCGGUGGUUAUUCUCACCGAGGGCGGUAUUGUCAAGGAAAACGAUACUGACACGGGCAUACUUGAUGACUAUUAGGGUAGGAGAAGAUGUGAUUUGAUGGAUUCAAGGGGUAUUGACCGUUUUGGGAUUCGGUGUUAUGACAUACGUUUAGAAACUCAUUUGGGUGGGUGGAUUGCUUAGAUGCAACCCCCACGAUAGGGCAUUUACAUUUCCUUUGUCUUACGUCUGGGACAGAGACGUGUAAUGCCGAGGCGGAAAUGAUGAACAUGACUGACGCUGGGUAUGGGAAUUAUGAUAGUAAC